Didymosphaeria variabile is the source of this 462-nucleotide messenger RNA. RefSeq lists its product as uncharacterized. Gene Ontology annotation, cellular component: nuclear envelope; membrane; endoplasmic reticulum. The coding region runs from base 1 to 462 and encodes 153 amino acids. The record is from RefSeq and is a predicted model, not a curated record. NCBI's taxonomy places the organism in Eukaryota, Fungi, Ascomycota, Dothideomycetes, Pleosporales, Didymosphaeriaceae. The transcript has 2 exons. Gene Ontology annotation, molecular function: glutathione peroxidase activity; glutathione transferase activity.
AUGGUCGCCAUUGAGGUUCCCGCCGAGUAUGGCUACGUCCUCUUCUCCGUAGUCUCCACCUUCCUCACAGGCACCAUCCUCGGCUUUCGCGUCGGCUCCUUCCGCAAAGCCGCCAAAGUCCCUUACCCCUUCGAAUACGCGUCGUACGAACAAGUUCAAACCGCUCCCGCAGAACGCAAAGCCCAACUCCUUGCCUUCAACGCGGCACAACGCGGGCACCAGAACUUCGGCGAGAACCACCUUGCCACUGUAGGCUCACUGUUGAUCUGCGGACUGUCGCAGCCGAAGGUGGCCGCUGGACUGGGCGUAUUUUGGAGUGUGAACAGGAUAUUGUAUAGCAUUGGGUACACGAAUUGGAAUCAGAAUGGGAAGGGGAGGUACGCCGGAGGAUUGGGAAUGCUGACGCAGUAUGGUCUAGUCAUCUGGGCGGGUGUUGUGUCUUGGGGAUUUGCGACCAAAUAG